Plutella xylostella (diamondback moth) is the source of this 3521-nucleotide messenger RNA. Lineage: Eukaryota; Metazoa; Arthropoda; Insecta; Lepidoptera; Plutellidae. The record is from RefSeq and is a predicted model, not a curated record.
GGUAGGCACUACACUACUUUAGUAUCGACUGGGCUAAGCUGGCAGUAUUACGCGUAUAUUGAGUGUGACAAAUGACAAUACUAAAAGUGAAGUUAUUUGAGUGGAUAUUAAAAUGAUCAUUCAAUUAUAAACUGUAUGCGAUAGAUUUUGUGGUUGAUUUCGGUAUUGCUUGUUGUAGGCAGUUGUGACGAACGUCAGACAAAGUGAAAGUGUUGUGUUACUCAGCUGAUCGAGCCAAAAAUGGUGAAAACUAACAGGAACUUGUAUAAAUGGAGCUGUAACAAUAAGGCUGCAGUAUGCCUGGGAGUACUAUGCUUAUGUUUCUUUAUAACCACGGUAGUGCUCUCGACAAAGCCUUGCGGGGAAGGAAAAAUACAAUUUAAACCCAAUACGUGGAAACAUACGGCAUUGCGAUCAGAACUUGUUAGGGCCAAGAAGAAGUUCCGACUGCCGAAAAACGUAGUGCCUGUAAACUACAAUUUAACUUUAUGGCCUCAGUUAGCCUCAAAUAAUUUCACAGGCUUAGUUAAGAUUCAUGUGAAAGUGGUUAAGCCGACGAAAGAUAUCUACAUCCAUGCUGCGCCGUCACUAAGAAUAAACUCUUUUAUUCUUAAAGAUGGACUCAAAACCAUUGAAAAAUCUACAAAUAUAGCGCCAAAUGAAAGUGAAGUGCUAUCAAUUAAUGUUAAACAUCAACUUACACAAGGGAAAUAUACAAUAACACUGGACUUUUCUGGGGCACUAAAUGGAUUAGUUGGAUUUUAUGCCAGCAAAUUAAAGAAUGGAAGGACCAUGGUUGCCAGUAAGUUUGAGCCUACAUAUGCCCGGCAAGCAUUCCCAUGCUUUGAUGAGCCGGAGUUCAAGGCAACCUUUGAUAUUGCACUGGUAAAACCAAAAGGAUACACUGCCCUGUCUAAUAUGAAUGAAAUUUCAUCAGUACAUGACAGCAAAACUAAUACAGAUGUGGUAUCCUUUGCUAGAAGUGUACCAAUGUCUACAUACUUGGCAUGUUUCGUUCUUUGCGAAUUUGAUUUUAAAGAAACAGAAAUAAACACAAAUGGCAUUGGAGAUCCGUUUACUCUAAGAUCUUAUGCUCGUAAAGGGGAAACUCAGAAGAUUGACUUUGCCCAAAGCAUUGGCCAGAGAGCAACAGAGUUCUACAUAAAGUAUUAUGAAGUUCCUUUCCCAUUACCUAAACUUGACAUGAUCGCGAUUCCCGAGUACCAAUCCGGCGCCACCGAGCACUGGGGCCUGAUCACCUACAGAGAGACCUCGUUCCUCAUCGAUGACGCCACUGCGUCCACACAGAACAGGAUCAGUGUUGCCAACACUAUCGUUCAUGAACUUGCUCACAUGUGGUUUGGGAAUCUGGUGACAAUGAAAUGGUGGGAUGACCUGUGGCUGAACGAAGGUUUCGCCACCUACAUGCAAGUGAAGGCAUUAGACGCUAUUGAGCCAUCCUGGACCAUGCUGGACCAGUUCCUCACGAAGACGAUGCACUCCGUGCUGGUGUCGGACGCGAAGCUGGCGAGCCACGCCAUCGUGCAGACCGUGGAGACGCCCGACGAGAUCACCGCCAUCUUCGACGCCAUCUCUUAUAACAAGGGUUCAUCCGUGCUACGUAUGCUGGAAGGCUUCGUAGGAGAGGAGAACUUCCGUCGUGGAGUGUCCGACUACCUGAAGCGAUACAAAUACGGCAACACCGUGACGCAAGACUUGCUCGCCUCACUCGAGCCUUACUUCAAGAAGGACCACCCGGAUUUGAAUCUUACGCUGAUAAUGGACACAUGGACGCGCCAGACGGGCUACCCGGUGUUGACGGUGAGGCCGGGGGACAAACACACGCUGGUGGUGAGCCAGGCACGGUUCCUGCUCGACCGCAGCGCCACCUACAACACACGAGACAACCAGUUUCAAUACCGAUGGUUCGUGCCUAUUACGUACAAGACGAACCAGGGUACAAGCAAACGCAUAGUGUGGUUCCCGAAUGAAGAGAGCGAGGUGACAAUAACCCUGAGCCCCGGCGACUCGUGGUGCAAGUUGAACAACAACCAGGUGGGCUACUACCGCGUCAGCUACACGGAGGAGAUGUGGGGACAACUCAUCCAGCAACUGAAGGACAAGUCUGAACAGCUGACGCUAUCGGACCGGGCGCAUCUCAUAAACGACGUGUUCGCGCUCGCCACUGCAGAAUACGUGUCGUACGAAGUUGCUAUGAACCUCACCACGUAUCUUACAGUGGAAGAAGACUACGUGCCUUGGGACACGGCUGACACGGAGUUUGUGAAGCUCGCUUCUAGACUCGAGAACUCUCUGGGUGGUGAGGGAUUGCGGAAAUAUGUCCAGCAUUUGAUAACUCCGCUGUACAAGAAGCAAUCCUGGGACCAAACUGAUAUUCCAGUCAUUCAAAAGUUGUUGCGAGUGAGAAUCCUGAGUCUGGCCGCUCGCUUCGAGUUGCCUCAAGCUCAGAGCAAAGUGAGGGAAUUGUUCCUGGCCUGGCUCGACUCUCGCGGGACCGCCGGCGCCAAGGAUAUAGAGCCUGAUCUGAGGUCCAUCGUGUACUUCUACGGCAUGAAGUCAGCCUCCCAGGCGGAAUGGGACAAGGUGUGGCAGUUGUUCCUGGAGGAGCGCGACCCGCAGGAGCAGCAGAAGCUGAGACACGCCCUGUCCGCGCCCGCCAACACCAACAUACUUAGGAAAUACCUAACCCUGGCCUGGGAUCAGAAUAACGUCCGUACUAGCGACUACCUGAUCGUAGUCCAGUACAUUGCCAAUAACCCCUCUGGAAGGGCCCUGAUAUGGGACGAGAUCCGGGCGAAAUGGCCCGAGUAUGUGAAACGGUUCUCGCUAAACUCCCGGUAUUUGGGCAACCUGAUACCCGGUAUUAGCUCCACCUUCGAUACUGAGGUUAAACUUCAGGAGAUGGAGUCAUUCUUCAGCCAGUACCCUGAGGCGGGCGCGGGCGAGGCGGCGCGGAGGCGUGCCCUAGAGACGCUCCGAGGCAACAUCAGGUGGCGGGAAACACACGAGCCCACCGUCACACAGUGGCUCAACGACUACUUGACUAAUCUGUAAUUUACGAGAGAUUGUGUGUGGCUGAAAUGGUUGUGUGUCCAGUCGUUUAGCAGAAUAAAAAAAAAAUGAAUUGUGUGGAAUGUGCAUGUGUUGUUCUGUGAAUGAACGGACAAAAUUUAGAUUGUUAGCCCUGUGAAAUUCUCGAGAUUCUGGUAAAAAGCGCGCAGAUGAAGAAAUCAUUGCAAAAUGGCGGCCUUUACAUUAAGUAAGUAAUUUGAAAGACUUAUAUGAACAGGGCGAGAUAUCAUUGGUCCCUUACCCAUUUUUAUACAGCAGCGUCUUAAUUAAUAUACUUUUUCUAAUAAUAUUGUUUAUAAAUACAACACUGUUUUUUAUUUAUAUUAAUGAAAUAAUUUGUACAAAAUGUCAAUCGGUUUUGUCGGCUAAGUACAUAAAUUAAUUAUAUCGUUAUGUUUGAAUUUUAAUAAAUCCUAAUUAUGUGAGUA